AAAUACCCAAUCUUCAUUAUGAAGAAUUAUUUGAUGAUGAUAGUGAAGAUUCUGAUUCUGAUAACUCAGAAUCUUUAAUAUAUAAUCACCAAAUACUUGCUGCUACUAAUCUGAAUGAAGAUUCUUCGUAUAAUUAUCAAAUUAUUAAAACAAUAUAG
Scutellospora calospora is the source of this 158-nucleotide messenger RNA. NCBI's taxonomy places the organism in Eukaryota, Fungi, Glomeromycota, Glomeromycetes, Diversisporales, Gigasporaceae. The record is from the annotation of a GenBank genome assembly.